Molecule: messenger RNA, 4987 nt
Organism: Sorex araneus (European shrew)
Lineage: Eukaryota; Metazoa; Chordata; Mammalia; Eulipotyphla; Soricidae
Gene: NUDT15
Product: nudix hydrolase 15
Exons: 3
Coding region: 30-518 (162 amino acids)
Biological process (GO): dGTP catabolic process
Cellular component (GO): cytosol
Molecular function (GO): 8-oxo-7,8-dihydrodeoxyguanosine triphosphate pyrophosphatase activity
Source: RefSeq, a predicted model, not a curated record
GGCGCGGUCCUAGAGCCCGCCGCGUUAGGAUGGCUGGUGCGGGACUGCCGCGGCCGCGGCCGGGAGUCGGAGUCGGCGUGGUGGUGACCAGCAGCCGGCACCCGCGGUGCGUGCUCCUGGGCAAGCGGAAAGGGUCGGUCGGCGCGGGCACGUUCCAACUUCCCGGCGGUCAUUUGGAGUUCGGAGAAAGCUGGGAAGAAUGUGCUCAAAGGGAAACCUUGGAAGAAGCAGCUCUUCACCUGAAAAAUGUUCGCUUUGCUUCUGUUGUGAAUUCUUUUGCUGAGAAAGAGAAUUACCAUUAUGUUACCAUAUUAAUGAAAGGAGAAGUCGACAUGGUUCAUGAUUCAGAACCAAAGAAUGUGGAACCUGAAAAAAAUGAAAGCUGGGAAUGGGUUCCAUGGGAAGAAUUUCCUCCAUUGGACCAGCUUUUCUGGGCACUCCGUUGUCUAAAGGAACAAGGCUAUGAUCCAUUUAAAGAAGAUAUGGAUCAUCUGAAAGGAUACAAGGGAAAUCACUGAUAAGCGAACAAGAAAAGAUAUCCCUGAAUUCUUUUUUUCAAAAGAAGAAAGAUCUUAGAGAAAGGAAAAAUAUUUAUAUUUCAGAAAUCUAUUUGACCAAGAAGUUUCAGAUGAUUGACAGUUUAUUUGCAGUUUUCCUAAUAUAACCACCAGUCUUUCUGCGAGUACUUAUGGAAACUUUUCUGGAAUUCUGUAAGAAUCUGUGCAUUUCAGACACACAGCAUGAUCAAUGAUGAUCACAUUUUGGUUAAUUGUUCGGUUUCUCUGUGAUAUUUACUGUGUUGCACUGAUACCAGCUUGCAUAAGGAAAGGUGCAGUGAGAUUUGCUGUAAUGUUUCAGUUCAAACAGAGAGCCUAAUCCAACUGUGAAUACAAUGUGCUUGUAGAGUUCAUGGUAUGUGUUGAUUUCCCCCCUUGUUUUAUUUAAAACAAAUUUUAUUUUGGUAAAUGCUAUAAAAGUACUUGUUAUUAGAGCAAAUAGGAGUGAUCAUUAGUGUAUUUUCCAGGUUUCUGAUGGAGAACCAAGAGUAGGAGUUGUGAAACAAACUAGGAUCUAUUUCUUAUCACUGACAGACAAUGAUUUUAGACUUCUCAAUCUCUGUGAGAUCCAGCACCCUUAUGUAUAAAGUGAGAUUAAACUUGGACCUUGGUUCUCAAACCACUGAGGAGGUCUUAAGAGUUUGUAAGGUCAUAUCAUACCAUGACAUUAUUUGCCUUUUUCACUCUUUGUUGAGUGUAGAGAGGAGCUUUCCAGAGGCUACAUGAAUAUACUCUUAACAGCCUACUAACAAAAUAUAAAAGUAGACUUGUGAAUCCAGCUCUCUUUUGUUAAGCUAAAGAAAUUCACAUAAAUUGCAAUCACUAGUCCUUUUCAUCCUCCUUUAUUAGAAAAGUUACUUUUUCAUAAAAAUUAUAUUAGCAUGUGGCUGGAGCGAUAGCACAGAUAGCACAGCGGGUAGGGCGUUUGCCUUGCAGGCAGCUGACCCGGGUUCGAUUCUUCUGUCCCUCUCAGAGAGCCUUGAAAGCUACUGAGAAUAUCCUGCCCACACAGCAGAGCCUGGCAAGCUCCCCGUGGUGUAUUCAUAUGCCAAAAACAGUAACAAAUCUCACAAUGGAGUCUUUACUGGUGCCCUCGAGCAAAUCAAUGAACAAAGAACAGUGCUACAGUGCUACAUAUUAACAUGUAAUUAUUUUCAAGCUGGAGAGAUAGUACAGCCAGUAGGGCCUGUGCUUUGCACAAAGCAAACCCAGUUUCAGUUCCCAGCAUCUCUUAUGGUCUCCCAGCACCAGCACAAAUAAUUCCUGAGUGCAGAGCCAGGAGUAACCCCUGAGCAUCAUAGGUGUGGCCUCCAUAUAAAAAACAAAACAACAAAAAAACAUACAAAACACUUCAAAUAAAUUAGUAAAAAUAUUAAAAUUUCUUUUAAAAUUCCUAUGAGUAGAUAAAACUCUACAAAAGUGAAAACUCCUUGAGGCCCUUUAACUUCAGAGCAUAAAGAGCUGCAAAACCAUGGGCUGGAGAGAUAGCACAGCGGGUAGGGCGUUUGCCUUGCACGCGGCCGACCCGGGUUCGAUUCCCAGCAUCCCAUAUGGUCCCCUGAGCACGGCCAGGGGUAAUUCCUGAGUGCAGAGCCAGGAGUAACCCCUGUACAUUGCCAGGCGUGACCCAAAAAAGCAAAAAAAAAAAAAAAAGCUGCAAAACCAAAAUGUUUAAAAAAACUGCUUAGACCAUUAAUACAAAUCUGUGAAAUCCUGUGCUUCUAGAGCUAGCUGCAUUGGACUAUUUUUCUUUCAAAAGACUGGAGUGUUUUAAAAUUUCUUUACUGAAUCAUCAUGAUCAAGCACCAGACCCUUCACUGAAGCCCCCAGUUUCCCUCCUACCCCCCAGCCUGCCUCUAUGGCAGCCACUUUCCCUUUUCCUUCAGGCACUGUAGUUUGCAGUACUGUUACUGAAAGAGUAUCAAGCAUAUCACUUUACCUCCUUUCAUCACUCAGUUCAGUAUUUCAGUAUUUCUUGUCAUAUAUGCUACAAAUUUUUCUCCCCCUGGGGCCAAAGAGAAGUACCGGGGCUAAUAAUUUCCUUGCAAACAGCUGAUUCCAACUCAGUCUCUUGCACCAUAUGCACUACAUAUGGUGCUCUGAGCAUGACCAAGAGUGAGUCCUGAACACCUCUGGGUGUGGCCCAAAAACCAAAACAAAGAAUGAUAUAGGGUUAAAUAGUACAGUACUGGGGUUAAGGCACUUGCCUUGCAAAAGGUCAACUCUGGUUUGAUCCCUGGUAUCAUAUAUGGUCUCCCAAACACCAGGAGUGAUCUCAGAGCAUAGAGCCAGGAGUAAGCCCUGAGCACCACUGGAUGUACAGAAAAUUAAAAAAAAAAAAAAAAAGAGGGGCUGGAGUGAUAGCACAGCAGGUAGGGCGUCUGCCUUGCACGCGGCCGACCCGGGUUCGAUUCCCAGCAUCCCAUAUGGUCCCCUGAGCACAGCCAGGGGUAAUUCCUGAGUGCAGAGCCAGGAAUGACCCCUGAGCAUCGCUGGGUGUGACCCAAAAAGAAAAAAAUAAAUAAAAGCUAUAAAAAAAAAGAUUUUUUUUUUCAGGAAUAAAUAUUUAGAAAUUUUUCAUAAACAUUUUUUUUUUUAUUGUAGUUUUGGGCCACACCUGGCAGCGCUCAGGGAUUAUUUCUGGCUCUAUGUUCAGGGGUCAGUCCUGGUCAGCUUGUAGGAUCAUAUGUGAUGUUGGAAAUUGAACACGGGUCAGCUGUGUAAAGCAAACGCUCUACAUGCUGUUCUCUGUCCCCCUUUUUUCUUGUUUUAAACUUUUAAAUUCCUGUGAGAUACACUACACCCUUACAAAUCAUGAUUGGAUUUCAGCAAUACAGUAUUCCAACACCCAUCCCUCCACCAGUGUACACUUCCCAGUACCAGUGUCCCCAGGCUCCCUCCCAUCACCCUCCCCCCCACCCCCUCCCCCCAGCUUGCCUCUAUGCCAGGUGUAUUUCUUUCUCUCGUCUUUUGUCUGCCCUUUUUUUGAAAGUAAAGUAAAAUUUUAUUUAGGGUAGGAGAGAGUACAGGUGUUAAGAUGCUUGUACACUGUUGACCCAAGUUUGAUCCCUGGUACUACAUAUGGUCCUGAAGCAUCACUAGAAGUGCCCUUCAAGCACAGAACCAAGAGUAAGCUGAGCACCCCAUCCCCCAGUCAAACCCAAAGCCCCUCCUCUCCCCCCCCAGUAAAGUUGAAAGCUGAAUAUGUCUCUGGAGAUGACGGCAAAUCUUCAAGAUAGAAAAUGCACCUCAUUUAUAUGUCACACUGUGACAAAAGCUAUUUCUAUCAGUUGUUUGAGGCCAUGUUACUCAAGGAUCUGCUAUACUGUAUUGUCUCCUUACAAGAAAGUUCCUUUAUCUAAAGACCUUGUCUUUCUGUGGCUUAUUUGGUGCCAUGUUCUUUAUAGUGGCUUUUGCUUUGGGGUCACACCAGUGGUGACCCCAAAGUGGGGGAACAGUAUGUGGGGCUAAAAAUUGAACUAGGAUUGGCAGCAUACAAACACUCUAACCCCUGUACUCUCUCUCUCUGGUUCUCUUGGUUUUUAAAUAAAAUACUUUGAACUGAAAAGGUGCUCAUACUCUUGGAGAAAGUGGCAGUGAUGAGGGACCUUAAGAGCUGUGGGGUGCGGUGAUUCAGACUGGCCAUAGAAAGGAACAGGCAGCUAAGGAACCAGUUCUUGAAUCCUGUUUCUAACAGUUGGGUGACUGGCCACUUUAAAGAGGUUUUAUUUAUUUUUGCUUUUUUGGGUCACACCUGGCAAUGCACAGGGGUUACUCAUCUCUGCACUCAGGAAUUACUCCUUGUGGUGCUUGGGGGACCAUAUGGGAUACUGGGGAUUGAACCCGCAUCUGCCGCAUGUAAGACAAAUGCCCUGCCCACUGUACUAUCACUCCAGCCCCUAAAGAGGUUUUAAAAUGCAACCAUUUAUGGAGUUGGAGAGCAAUGCAAUGGGCAGGGCACUUAUCCUGCAUGUUCAAUCGCUGGCACCCCACAUGGUCCCUUGAGUACUGCCAAGGUGUGCCCCCCCAAAUGUAAACAACACGACCAUAUUUUGCACAAGUCUAAUAAUCCUUCAUUGAUGAGGGGUGUUUUUUCUAACUCUUGGUUAUGAAAGCAUGUUCUUUAAAACCUUGGUCAUUGGAAUGCAAUUUUAUCAUAAAUCCAGCCUGAUGGCAGCAUUACUAUUUGUAUUUCAUCAAAAUGAAAUUCUAUUGUUACAUCACCAAGACACAAUAUUUUGUGUAUAGAAAGCCUACCUGAAUUAGAAAAAUACUAAAAGAACCUAUUCAGUACUGAACAGCAAUGCUUGAGUAUAUUUUCACACCAAACCAAGAGAAACUGUAGCUUUUGAUGAAGAAAUGUAAAAAAUGUUAGCCACUGACUUUAUGGACAGUUUUAUCAUGGGAAAAUAAAGUGUCUAUGAAUCACU